AUGAUAGCUGCUAUCUCGCUGCUAAGUGUAAUUACUUGCUUAGGAGCGACUGGAAAUCUCCUGGUCAUUAAAACGAUUUUGAACGUGAAAAGAAGAAAGCUGUACGAAUAUCUCAUUUUGAACCUGGCUAUUACAGAUGCAGGAACCUCUCUUGUUAGUAUUCCUUUGGAUAUUGCAGAGCAAGUAAAAGGCGAAUUCCCCUACGGUGCUGCCAUGUGCCAUGUUAUCUACCCACUACAGUCUGUACUUAUCUACGUUUCUGUUUUGACACUUUUGCUUAUGAGCACAGAACGCUAUAAAUUAAUCGUCACACCCAUGAAGCCUAGAAUGCACAUCAAAACUGCGUUCAUUAUCAUCGCUGCGAUGUGGGUUUUAUCUUGCUUGAUCGUGCUACCAUUUUCAGCCGCUCUGAAACUCGAAGGAAAUCAAUGCAGUGAACACUGGCCAAAGGUUUACAGCGGAAAAGCGUUCACCCUAACCAUUUUUAUAUUCCUCUACUUUGUACCCUUAAGCGUCAUGAUAUUUCUCUACUCCUCGAUAAUUUUUACGUUUUACAAAGACAUGAAGACCUUAAAAGUAAGAGUGAGAAAGAGAUCCGUCUCUAUAGAGUCGAUCAAUUUACGAUUGCAUAGGAACGCCAGAAUCGUCAAAGUGUUUGUAGCUGCAGUAGUUGUGUUCGCAAUGUGUAUGUUACCCACUCACAUAGUCUGGUUAUGGCACGAUUUUGGCCAAGGUUCUUCUAGUCCUUUGUUCGGAAGAGUCUCAACGUUUAGCAACAUCUUUAUGUACACUAAUUCUGUUCUCAACCCGUUUAUACUCGGAUUUGUUAUGACUGAUGGAAAAGGCUACCUCAGAAAGUUGUUCUGCUGCCGUUUAAGGCGGUCGACUAGUCCUAGACGUAAACAAGCGUUCGUGCUCCGAACUCAAUCGCCUUCCAUGUCAAAGCACUACAACGAUGGAUCACCUUUUCUUUCAUUAUCAAAGGCUCCAAUCUGUGACCAGGAGAUAGGCAUAGCAAACAAAACUAACACCGGCGAUAGUCCAAGUCUCCGA
This is a messenger RNA of Porites lobata, 1053 nucleotides long. The record is from the annotation of a GenBank genome assembly. Lineage: Eukaryota; Metazoa; Cnidaria; Anthozoa; Scleractinia; Poritidae.